Messenger RNA from Neospora caninum, 1629 nucleotides. Its product is annotated as putative DNA polymerase I. The record is from RefSeq and is a predicted model, not a curated record. Lineage: Eukaryota; Apicomplexa; Conoidasida; Eucoccidiorida; Sarcocystidae. Gene Ontology annotation, biological process: DNA replication, Okazaki fragment processing. The transcript has 6 exons. Gene Ontology annotation, molecular function: DNA binding; 5'-flap endonuclease activity. Bases 1 to 1629 code for a protein of 542 amino acids.
AUGGAAAGUGCCCAUCGCUCAGCGCGUGGCCAGGGAGGGAAGAACAAGGAGGCGCCUUCUCAGCGCGCAGGAUGCAGCGAGAAGGGAGACGAGAAGGGAAAGCCAGCAAAGAAGAGCAGGCGCGGCACUACGAGACAGCGAGAAGAAGGAAAGAAAAUCCUCGCAGUGAUUGACGGGACGUGUGUUGUCUUCCGGUCCCACUUUGGAAUGCCCGAAGUCCUCGACGGAGGCGGCGUGCCCGUCCAGGCCAUCAUCGGCUUCUUCCGCUCUCUGGCCGCGAUUCGACGAGCUCUCCUGCAACCUUCGCACCUGGUGGUGGUAUUCGACGGCCCGGAGAGCCGCGAGUCUCGGAAGGCGAUUUUCGACGGCUACAAAGGCCACCGAUCCGAGACGCCCGCCAGCUUGGUCAACCAAUUUGCCAUCAUUCUCCGCCUCUGCGAACGCAUGCAGAUCACAACUUUGUCUGAGCCUGGCGUGGAGGCAGACGACGUGAUUGCGACUCUGGUGAACCGCGCGUGUCGCCUCUCUCGGCUGGCGGCAGAGAAAAGAGCGCUCGCAGCGGAGGAGGAGAGACAAAACAGAGACGGCGAGGCAGAAGACGAGCAGAAAGAAGAGGGUUCAGGGAUUGACGGCGUGUGCAUCGAGUCGCAGUUGCAGGGCCGGUGCUCGGGACGCACAAGCGAGUCGCGAGCAGCCCGCCAGAGAGAAGACCGAAGACUUUCUGGAGACAGCAAUGACACGGAUGUCGUCUUUGACGAAAUCGUCGUCGCGACGGCGGACAAAGAUCUCCUUCAGGUUCUUCAGCACAACUACAUGGAGCCUACUGCAGUCACGUCUUCCCCCUCGGCCGGCCCGUCUGCUCUCGCGCCUUCUCUCACGACAGAGGCGUCGAACUGCAUGCGAGAAGGGACCGCCGCAGCAGGCGAGAAAACGCCGAGCACGCGAGGAAAGGAGACAGUUGCGAGGCUUCUCGCGGCUUCUGGCGAGGCGGCAACGCCCGGUGGAGAGGCCCCGGAGACGCGCAGCACGAAGCAACCGAAAAUCCGUAUCAUGCAGCUACACAAAAAGAUGCAAAUCAUCGACGAUACUUGGGUGAAAAUGGAAUACGGCGUGGCGGCUCACCAAAUCAGAGACUACCUCGCGUUGACAGGAGACAGCGUCGACGGCAUCACGGGCUGUCCCAGCAUCGGCCCAAUCACCGCCCAAAAGAUUGUCUCGGCUGCCUCAGGAAAUGUGAACGCGCUUCUCCAGAACGGGGCCGCCCUUCGUCGCUUGUUGAAGCCGAGCCAGGUGAAGCAUCUGAGCACGUUUCUGCCGCUCUUUGAGCGAAACCAGCAUUUGGUUUCUCUGAACUACGAAGUGGAGUCUCUGUCGAACAUUUGUCUCUCGCGCUUCGAGGUCAAGAAGAAGGCGAGUUCGUUUGCCCCUCUCUGUUCGCGCCUCGCCACGCCCUCGUCGCAUGCCGCGAAGCCGCCGUACACGCACGCGCUCCGUCAACACGUGAAGGCGGCGAAAGACCUGGCCGAGGGCGGGAAGUUCAAACGCCACUCAGGUUGCUCCUUCUCUUCGAUCGGGUUGCCGUUCUUCCGAAGCAAAGCGAGGAAGCCUGCGCAGUCGCGACAGACUUGA